Molecule: messenger RNA, 232 nt
Organism: Porites lobata
Lineage: Eukaryota; Metazoa; Cnidaria; Anthozoa; Scleractinia; Poritidae
Source: the annotation of a GenBank genome assembly
AUGGCUGGAGCUCCAAGAAACAAACACAGUAAACUGUUGCUUGGAGUUAUUUACAGUUCAGAUUUACUGAUGACGGCUUCCUACUGGCUAGAGUGUUUCGAGGACUUGCUUAGUCAUAUCACAUCCACGUGGGAUGGCAUGGUGGUUCGUACAGGUGAUAUUAACUUCAGCUGUUAACUUUGAUCUUAUCGGCGUCCUGACUCUCUCGUUACACGCUACAGCAAUACCUUAG